Labrus mixtus (cuckoo wrasse) is the source of this 1312-nucleotide messenger RNA. It is a transcript of the gene tnfb, whose product is annotated as tumor necrosis factor b (TNF superfamily, member 2). The record is from RefSeq and is a predicted model, not a curated record. Bases 72 to 1124 code for a protein of 350 amino acids. Gene Ontology annotation, molecular function: tumor necrosis factor receptor binding. Lineage: Eukaryota; Metazoa; Chordata; Actinopteri; Labriformes; Labridae. The transcript is spliced from 4 exons. Gene Ontology annotation, cellular component: membrane. Gene Ontology annotation, biological process: immune response.
UUCAAAGCCUACAGCAGCGACCAAACCACUUUCCUAUCCUGAAACCACGGCUCCCGUCGAGUAAAAACUCCAUGAGAAUUUCUGUGACUUCUCUUUCCUUCUCCCCGGCUCAUCUGCUGCUGCUGCUGCCGCUGCCUCCUGCACCCUGUCUCCACUUACAGGGUGACAUCACUGGAGUUUCCCUUCUGCAGAAGCAGCUGCCACAGCAUAAAUACUACAAGCUCUCUGGCAGAAGUUCAUUCGAACACAAUAGCAAACACUUAAAGAGAGAAGUAGCAGCAGCACAGAGCAUCCUGCUGAGGCUUACGUCUGAGGACAAUCAAGAAAGUCAGAAAGAUUUCAAAAUCAGAGUGUUGCACAGAAUGAUGGCAUACGCAACCACGCCAGGUGAUGUGGAGAUGGCUCUUGAGGAGAGGAUGGUGGUUUUAGUGGAGAAGAAAUCCUCUUCAGGGAGGUCACUGAAGGUGCUUGGGGCCCUUCUCAUUGUGGCCCUUUGUAUCGGAGGCAUCCUGCUGUUUGCUUGUUACUGGAACGGAAAGUUGGAAAUGAAGAAGCAAUCAGGCCAGAAAGAAACACAAAUCAAGAAGGACACAUCAGAGAAAACAGAUCACCACGACACCCUGAGGAGAAUCGGCAGCAAAGCGAAGGCAGCAAUCCACUUAGAAGGUUGGUAUGACGAAGACGGUGAGACAAACCAGCUCGAGUGGAGAAGCGGUCAAGGCCAGGCGUUCGCUCAGGGCGGCUUCAAACUGGAGAACAACCAGAUCGUCAUCCCACAGAGCGGCCUCUUCUUUGUGUACAGCCAGGCGUCGUACAGGGUCUCCUGCAGCGAUGGCGAGGAGGAGCGAGGGGCGGGAAAACGUACCAAGCCUCUGAGCCACAGGAUCUUGCUCUACACAGACUCCAUCGGCGAAAAAGUGUCCCUGAUGAAUGCAGUGAGGUCGGCGUGCCAGAACACGGCACAGGAGGGAGGGUACAGCUCGGGACAGGGCUGGUACAACACCGUUUACCUGGGCGCCGUGUUUCAGCUCAACAAAGGGGACCGACUAUGGACAGAGACCAACCAGCCAUCGAAGCUGGAGACCGACGAGGGCAAGACGUUCUUUGGUGUGUUUGCACUUUGAAAAAAAGGUCAAAAUCUCGGCACGGGGCUUAAAUGUAGGCUUCUAUUUUAUUUGUAGAAAUUCUUUACGUUUUAUUUGUAUUCAUCCUCAUGGUGAUGGAGAAAGGUUCAAAUCUCAAUGGAGAUAACGUUUAUAGCCGAACAGGCUCGUUUUUAAAAAGUCCUAUGAACUGUAACAGUUUGCAACAU